AUGAAGCUUGUUGUUGUAGGCGGAACCGGCCUGGUGGCUACGGAAAUCAUCAGACAGAGCCUAAGGGUGCCCGAGAUCACCUCUCUUGUCGCACUGGCUCGGCGACCAGUACAGCUCGAUGCUGAUACUUCUGAUGCGUCCAAGUUCGAAAGCCUUGUCGUCCGCGACUACGCUCAUUAUGCAGAUUCGGUCAAGGCGGCGCUAGCUGGAGCAGAUGCCUGUAUUUGGACAGUGGGAAUCACACUGGGCCGGUCCAACACCUACGACUUUGCCGAGGUCAAGCACGUGUGUCAGGACUGUACUAUGGCAGGACUUGAGGCGCUGAGAGAGGCGAACUCUGCCGCACCGAAGCCUGUCAAGUUUGUCUAUUUAAGCGGACAUGGGAUCUCGCAGGAUUUCACUACAAAACCUUUCAUAAUGGGCGAAUACCGUACCAUGCGCGGCCAAACAGAGAAAAUGGUGCAAGAUUUCGGCCGAGACCACAAGGAAGUUGAAGUCCAAAUAGUCCGCCCCGGGAUGGUGCUGUCCUACAUAAACGUAUGGAGGACCCUGCAGGCGAGCAUGGUUCGGGCCAGCAACUACGUCACAAGCUCCGUCGCUAAUGUUGGUCGGGCGGAGCUGUCUGCCGCAUUGCUGGACCAGUGGUAG
Molecule: messenger RNA, 648 nt
Organism: Diaporthe citri
Lineage: Eukaryota; Fungi; Ascomycota; Sordariomycetes; Diaporthales; Diaporthaceae
Exons: 4
Coding region: 1-648 (215 amino acids)
Source: RefSeq, a predicted model, not a curated record